CCCAGACUUCCCCGCCCCCCCCCCCCCCAGCUUCCGGUCGAGAAGUCUGCAGAAAUGGCAGUGGGUACCGUGGGUUCGGGGCUAGUGGACUGUCACUGCCAUCUCUCCGCCCCGGACUUUAACAGCGAUCUGGAUGAUGUGUUGGAGAAAGCCAAGAAGGCUAAUGUUAUAGCCCUUGUGGCAGUGGCUGAACAUGCAGGAGAAUUUGAAAGAAUUAUGCAACUUUCAGAAAGAUUUCCUCUUUAUUUAUUGAGAUACCCUGGAUUCAUCCUGCCAUGUCUGGGAGUUCACCCAGUUCAAGAACUUUCACCAGAAAAAUCAAGAAGUGUGACAUUAAAGGAUUUGGAUGUAGCUUUGCCUAUUAUUGAGAAAUACAAGGAUCGGUUGUUGGCAAUUGGAGAGGUGGGGCUAGACUUCACCCCCAAAUUUGCAGGCACUGAUGAAGAGAAGGAAGAACAAAGACAGGUCCUGAUCAGACAGGUCCAGUUGGCCAAAAGACUGAAUGUGCCUUUAAACGUGCACUCACGCUCAGCUGGAAGGCCCACCAUCAACCUCUUACGUGAACAAGGUGCUGAACAGGUCCUGCUUCAUGCCUUUGACGGUCGGCCGUCGGCGGCCAUGGAAGGAGUAAGGGCAGGUUACUACUUCUCGAUCCCACCGUCCAUCAUAAGAAGCGGGCAGAAGCAGAAGCUUGUGAAACAGCUGCCUUUAAGCUCUAUCUGCUUAGAGACAGACUCCCCUGCACUGGGACCAGAAAAACUGACACGGAAUGAGCCCUGCAACAUUUCCAUCUCAGCAGAAUUCAUUGCCCAGGUGAAAGGGAUCUCAGUGGAAGAAGUUCAAGAAGUGACGACACAGAAUGCCUUAAAACUGUUUCCCAAGCUUCAGGACCUGCUCCAGAAAUAGCUUCCAAACCUCCCGCAGCUCGGCCAGGUCAGCUCAGGACCUGGGGACAAGUGGGGACAAGUGUUUGCUUGAAUGGUCUGAAGAGAAGAAGCCACUUCAUGUGGGCAGCAGUCAUAGUUUUACAGAAAUGUUUCUCUUAAAGACAAACUCUGGGCUGGAAAGAUGGCUCAGCCGUCAAGAGCGCUCAGUCGCUGCCCUUCCAGAGACUCCCGCGGUUCCCAGCACCCACGUCCCGUGGCUUACAACUGCCUGCAACUCCAUCCAUCUCCAGAAGAUGCAACCCCCUCUUCUGUCCUCCUCUGCCACUAGCACAUGUGUGGCAUACCCCUAAACAGACACACAUAAACAUAAAUAAAAUAACAAUAAUUUCUAAAAACUUAAAAAAAUAGA
This is a messenger RNA of Myodes glareolus (Bank vole), 1296 nucleotides long. It is a transcript of the gene Tatdn3, whose product is annotated as TatD DNase domain containing 3. Gene Ontology annotation, molecular function: hydrolase activity, acting on ester bonds. The record is from RefSeq and is a predicted model, not a curated record. NCBI's taxonomy places the organism in Eukaryota, Metazoa, Chordata, Mammalia, Rodentia, Cricetidae.